AUGGCUUGGAUUUAUCACAUGCUCAACAGCAAAGCAAAGAAAGUACAUACUAUAAAACAAAUGGGUGCCGAAGAAUCAAGACAAUGUCCACGGUGUAAAGUUUGGUUGACAGAAUCUAACAUGGCAGAACAUUUGAAGAAUUGUGAACGAUUUAGAGUGACUGGUAACCGCCCCGAUGGUGCUACAAUUAUAAUUGAGUAUACAGGUCCAGCUGGAAGUGGACACAAUCUAGCCAAGAUGCUUACUUCUGGUGCGACAAAUAGUUUAACAUAUCAGAAAUAA
Didymodactylos carnosus is the source of this 282-nucleotide messenger RNA. The record is from the annotation of a GenBank genome assembly. Lineage: Eukaryota; Metazoa; Rotifera; Eurotatoria; Philodinida; Philodinidae.